Cuscuta campestris is the source of this 884-nucleotide messenger RNA. The record is from the annotation of a GenBank genome assembly. NCBI's taxonomy places the organism in Eukaryota, Viridiplantae, Streptophyta, Magnoliopsida, Solanales, Convolvulaceae.
CCUAAUUUAUAAUCAUCGCGUCAUAUUCCCUCACACUCCCUUCCCGCAAAACCCUAGCCUCGCCGUCUGAACUUCUGUGCUCGCCACAAUGCCGCCGAAGUUCGAUCCAUCUCAGGUCGUCGAGGUCUACGUCCGUGUCACCGGAGGAGAGGUCGGCGCCGCCAGUUCGCUCGCUCCUAAGAUCGGUCCACUCGGUCUCUCGCCCAAGAAGAUCGGUGAGGACAUCGCCAAGGAGACUGCCAAGGACUGGAAGGGCCUCCGCGUCACCGUCAAGCUCACCGUCCAGAACCGUCAGGCCAAGGUCUCCGUCGUCCCCUCCGCCGCUGCUCUGGUCAUCAAGGCCCUCAAGGAGCCUGAGCGCGACCGGAAGAAGACCAAAAACAUAAAGCACAACGGAAACAUCUCCGUGGACGAUGUCAUCGAGAUCGCGAAGAUCAUGCGGCCGCGUUCCAUGGCGAAAGAUUUGUCCGGCACCGUUAAGGAGAUCCUCGGAACCUGCGUUUCCGUCGGGUGCACAGUAGAUGGAAAGGACCCAAAGGAUUUGCAGCAGGAGAUUUGUGAUGGAGAGGUAGAUAUUCCUCUGGACUGAUACGCCAUUUCAUUUCCAUUGUUUUUGUUUUAUUCCCCUGUGAGAGAAUUUUGGAUGAGAAGACUUGGUUUUCUUGUUUCAGACAUUAGGAGGUUGUUCUUUCAUGCUCCAUUGAAAUGUUGUUUGCUGUUGGUUAAAGUUCAAGAUUCUCUUUUGCUUGCAUUGCUAAGUGAUGCCAUUCCAUGAAUGGAAAUCCAUUUAUCUCAGGGCUGCCGUUAUGCUUUUCUGCUCCCUUUUUCUUGGUUUGUGAAAUCUAAAAAAAAUACGAUUUUGAAAACAAAACUUUCUGUUUUUU